Molecule: messenger RNA, 4707 nt
Organism: Dermacentor silvarum
Lineage: Eukaryota; Metazoa; Arthropoda; Arachnida; Ixodida; Ixodidae
Exons: 9
Coding region: 1806-3809 (667 amino acids)
Biological process (GO): proteolysis
Molecular function (GO): serine-type endopeptidase activity
Source: RefSeq, a predicted model, not a curated record
GUUCAUAUAAAAACACGUUUUUGAUUACGUGUGGACUUAAUUUUAAUCGAAUAAACCGCGAUUAGUAAUCAGUAAAAUAUUGCAUGAGUGAAAUAUUCAGGCGGACGCGUGGCUUAACGUAGUACCUUUUUAGUAUUUAUUUUCUUUGUCUUCAAAGAACAAUGUAAAUAAAUCAGUGCACUGACUUUCACAGACUUUUCGAUAGCCGAGUCGAGGCUUUCUCAUUGAACACGGCACUCGCUGCCUAUCAUUUUUGUCGCUUUCCUAGACGUGUCAGUGCGUCCGCAAGCCGCUCUGCGUGAUGUCAUUUUCGUUUGGUUUAUUUUCAGUAUAAACAGAUAUUCAUCGCAUGAGCUAAGACCCUGGAACACCAGAAAUGAGUGAGCGGAAGUAUACAGUGGGCAGCCAACCCAGCAGUGAACACGCGCUGAGAGAAAAUGCUCAAGAAGCUAGACGCCUUCCAUAAGUUUUGCAAUAGCAGCCAGUAAGGUGCACGAUGAGUCGUCGGCGUAGCUCAGCCGCUUUGUAUCCUGACAGGUUCAAGUUCGAAGAACUGCUUUAUAUGAACCGUGCUUGGCAUUGGCAAAACAACGUUCGCAUCGAAAUGGGCACACGCAGGGGGUUCUCAUGACUAUAUAUUUCACUCCGUUUCUACCUGCGCGACAGCCUUGCCAUUCCGCAAAGCGAUAAGGCUAUGGAAAGCUCUAGCUUCCUGUUAAGUCACGAAACAAAUAGACGCGCGAUCGCAAAGGCGUCGCCCACUGUUUUGUAAACACGGUGGCAUCACGGAGCUACAUUUCCAGCGAUCACUCGUCCUUGCUGGAGAGGAGAAUCAUGAAAGCGCUCUGGUCGUUGCACGCGUUAGCGUGCGCGAGCGCGCUCGCGUCCAGGCGGAACUGUUUCUGGAGCGCGCAGGGACGGUUGUUUACCGAGCCACGACCGCUGCGUAAGCACCAGCGUGGACCGCUGAAAACCGGCGCGUUCCGAGAAGGGGUCUCUCGGCGAGGCCGGGGCAGCGCAGGCGACAACGCGCUUCCACGUCGGCGGCGCACGUCAACGCACCUUGCGGCAUCCGACGCGCGUCCACCGCUCCCAGGCAGCGCUUCCUGAAGCGCCUUCUUCGGAGGGGCCCUCGCAAGCUGGCCGCGAGGGCUCGAAGAACUGUUCGGCGAGCGUCGAGCAACAUCCGUGGGAACACAAUGCACGAACCGCUGCCUCUCCAACCACAGUCCGAUAAGAGAACGCGCUUCCUCGCGCCGCGCACGUCAGCGAAGGCGUUCAAGCUGCUCAAGCAGGCCGGGAAGAGUAGCGGCGGCGGCGACGAGGACGUGAGCCGCGACGUCAUCGGCGCAGUGCUCGCACCCGGAAGCCACCGUCGCGGGAAAGUUUGAAAAAGGGGUGCGCGCGAUAAGCGGCCGCAAGAAAGCGUCGCCGUUCGUUCCAAGCGCCGGUGUCACAUCGCCUGCGGAACCGUGUGCGGAGUGUGUAGCGAGCCUCGUGCAUCUACGUGGCCGCGCCGCGUGUGUUUUUUCCCCGCGCCGACCCCGACCUCCGCCCGAGGAGAGGAGUCGCAGAGAAAAGAGAAGUGCGCCGAACCCGAGCAGCGCGCGGGUAAUUUUCGACAGGAAGGGAGAGGGACCGACACACGAGAGGAGAGCGCACGGGCGGCCGCUGUCCGGAGUCCCACCGAAACGUCAGUCGCACAGAGGCAGCGGUCAGGCUCGUACCUGUGCGCCCCCCGGGUCGUCGUGCCAGCGAGUCGGCCUCUGCAGCCUCCUCUGGACGAGCACGCCGCCGGGACCACGAUGCGCGGAGGCGCCGGAGCAACCAUCAUCCUCCUGCUGCUGCGGCUCGCCCAAGGAUCGCCAACCGAGCGGAGCAAGUACUUGCCCAUCGUGUUUCCCGAGGACAAGCCGCCGUGUCCUGCUGGCCUCGUGUGCCGGGACAUCACGCUAUGCUCGUCGGCCAUCAACCAGGUGCGCAGCGGUGGCAGGCCCACCAUCUGCGGCUGGAACCGACAUGUGGCCAAGGUGUGCUGCCCGCAGGACUCCCGGGUCGGCACGGGUCGCCCUUACACGCCAGAGUUCAUUGCUUUCCGAAGGCCUUCGGAAUGCGGAAUUCUGGUCGUCCCCCAAGUCAACGCUUCGGCCACGACGAAGAUACCGAAAACGUCCACGCUGAAAUCGUCCACCAGUAGUAGCACCUCGCGGUCUACAAGUUCGAGUUCGACACGGUUUCCUUCAACUGUGAAGAAAAGCUACGUUUACUCGACGGCGACCUCUUAUUCAAAGGCGGACGCGAAUGCGAGCCGACGAGCAUCGGUGGCCCCACCGCUCCGGGGCCACACACAGCCCACGCUGAGGCCCAGCGCAAACUUCGGUUACAACCUGAACCAGCGGAGCACGUCCGCCUACCUGACCACCACGCCCCCGUACUCGGCGCGGGCAUCACCGCCGCAGCGGCAGGCCCCUGCGGCGGCAGUGGGGGUGGCGGUGGCUCCGGCGUUGGCUCCGGCGCGGAACCCGGCACGGAACCCGGCGCCUGCACCGGCGCCUGCACCGGCGCCCGCACCGGCGCCCGCGCCAGCACCUGCACCGUCCGGUGGAGGCCACGUGCACUACAAUGUCUACCAGAGCAACCACGUGGUGAGCAGCCACAACCAGUACGAGUACACGGAGUUCCGAGGCUCCUCUGGCGACCGGAACCAGAUCUCCGGUGGCGGCAACCACCACCAGUAUUGGGAGCCGCCGCCGCAGAACCAUCGGGGCUCCAACGACUGGUACAGCUACAACACGUUCGCCAAAAGGCAGGCCCGUGCCAUCCGUGACUGGGGCAAAGGUUCGCGCGACCACGGCAACGACGUCCUCCUACAGAAGGGCUUCUCCAGAGCGGACAAGAAGCGACGCUACGACUGGGCGCCCAAGAAGAAGGUGGGUGGUGGCAGAGCCAAGCCGCCGGGCACCACGCACCGUCCGCGGCGCACCAAGCGGACGGGAAAGGUGGACGCCCGCGUGCCAGACCCGGACCUCAUCAAGGCCAUCGCACCGGCGGUCAGCCUCGUGGUGGGAGGCCAGGCCGACUACAACACCUGGCCCUGGAUGGCCGCCAUACUAAUGGGCAGCGAGCUGAAGUUUCUCUGUGGUGGAUUUCUGAUCAACGAUCGAUACGUUUUAUCUGCUGCGCACUGCUUCGAAAGGCACAGGCCCUCGCAGAAGUACGGCGUUCGCCUGGGACAGAUUCGCGUGGACGAGGGCCGCGUGUACAACGUGGAGAGGUUCGUGCAGCACGAGGACUACGUGCGCCGCGAGUACUACAACGACAUCGCGCUGUUGCGUCUCACCGAGUCCGUCCCGCUGGCGCUCAUCAAGCCUGUCUGCCUGCCUGGCCCGGACCUCGCCCACUCGGACCUGGUCGGCAAGGAGGCCACAGUCCUCGGAUGGGGAGACACCAUGUUCGGUGGUCCUCGCAGUGACAUCCUGCAGGAGGUGAACGGCCUGCCCGUAGUUCCCGUGAAGCAGUGCAAUGAGUCCUACUCAAAGCUCCGGGGCAACCCGUUCCGCCGAGGCAUCACCUCCGAGUUCAUCUGCGCCGGACUCCCUCAGGGUGGCAAGGACGCCUGCCAGGGUGACUCCGGCGGACCGCUCAUGCUGGACCACGAGGGACGCUGGACGGCAGUGGGAAUCGUGUCUUUCGGCUAUCGCUGCGGGGUGGCUGGCUACCCCGGCGUGUACACACGUGUCUCGAGGCACCUGCAAUGGAUAGACAACAACAUAUACAUGGACUCAAUUGGCUACAACACCAUUGUGUGAGCCGUGAGAGCCGACGCGACCAUCGCAGUGUACUGAGAGAGAGAGAGAGAGAGAGCGAGUGCCUGGACGCGUUAUCGACGCGGACUAUUCUCGGUGCCUCCAAGCCGGCUGCUCCAAGACGACCGUGUAAGAGGGGACGAUCGCAUUGAGGGAAGUCAAAUCCAUCGACUGACGCGAUUCUAUGCUCCGGAGCGUGAGAUCCGACGACAUUUAUUGACGCGAGCGAGAGAUAGUGUCGUUCAACCUACAGCUGUGCUAAUGCCUUCCAUACUUGCACAGACAAAGCAGAGCUUAGCCGAGGAGUCUCGCUAUGUAUGGCCUCGCAAGAAACGUCUGUGAGCAGGUGCUAAAGCUACUGCUAGUGUUUAUGCACCUGGAAGACGGAAUGUCAUCACCGAAGCAGGUGUCAUCCAAUGAAUUUUUUGCUGCUUUGGACACAAAAUAAUGCUCGCUAGGCGCUCCACUUCUUGACAUCGUGCGCUGGUGAUUUCUUUUCAAUCACUGCCUCUGUUUUAUGUAUGCUUGGUUGUGUGCAUGACCCGGCGGCAUACACGUCAUUUGAAAUGUUCGGGCACCACCACCGGACACUGCCGUCCAGAACAAGCGUAUGGCUGUGCCAUCUUUGUGCGAACGAGUGCGUGAGCGUGUGUGCUCUUAGAUGAGUGAAAGCGUGAACAAAGACUGGAAUAACUGCCAGAAACUACAACUUUCGGUAUUUUUUUAGGUUUUUUUUCUUGAAUGUAGUGCAUUGUGCCCAAGGGAUUUACGUAUGUAAAAGUGAUAAAUGGCGAUAACCGCGGUGCUGGACCUCACGGUAUAUCGCGAAGUGCCUUUUUUUAAUACUCGGUGUUUGUUUGCACUGUAACCUGAAGGAAAUAAAAUUGGUAAACAUAGACAC